AUGGCUUCGUUAAUUGAAAUGAUUAGUGAACUGGAUGGUAAUAAUGCCGGGCGUGUUUUGCACGACUGUGAAGCACAGAAUCGUCUUGAGUUUGAAUAUGAACUGACGAACAACGGUGAUCGAGUGAUACUUGGCCGUGGCACAUAUGGUGUUGUGUACGCUGGCAGAGAUUUAUCAACGCAAAGGUCAGUGGUGGUGAAAGAAGUGGACGUUAAAAAUGAAGAGGAAGUGCAGCCAUUGAUGGAAGAAAUUCAGCUCCACUCGACCCUCUCGCACCAGAACAUUGUACAAUAUCUCGGAUGCAAACUGGUAAAGAAGGAGCAGGGAAACGAUAUUUUCCAAAUUAUCAUGGAACAAGUGCCCGGAGGAAGUCUGAGUUCACUGCUACGAAGUAAAUGGGGCCCUUUGAUAGACAACGAAAAGACUAUGGCAAUUUAUGGCAAGCAGAUACUCGAUGGCCUCCGCUAUUUGGUAUUUUUUUAA
Messenger RNA from Gongylonema pulchrum, 483 nucleotides. Lineage: Eukaryota; Metazoa; Nematoda; Chromadorea; Rhabditida; Gongylonematidae. The record is from the annotation of a GenBank genome assembly.